This is a messenger RNA of Austrofundulus limnaeus, 2814 nucleotides long. RefSeq names its product probable G-protein coupled receptor 22. The transcript has 5 exons. Gene Ontology annotation, cellular component: plasma membrane. The coding region runs from base 1192 to 2574 and encodes 460 amino acids. Gene Ontology annotation, biological process: cellular response to hormone stimulus; G protein-coupled receptor signaling pathway. The record is from RefSeq and is a predicted model, not a curated record. Lineage: Eukaryota; Metazoa; Chordata; Actinopteri; Cyprinodontiformes; Rivulidae. Gene Ontology annotation, molecular function: peptide binding; G protein-coupled receptor activity.
UUAGUGAGUCUCAUCAUGAGUACUCUAAAGGUGUGAAGAGAAACCAGGAGGAGAGGAUUGUUUGAGGGAGGGGCGAUGAAAGGGGAGGGCUACAGAAAACAGAUAGAGAGAGGCAGGAAGCAUGACAAACAGACUGACAGAAACAGGAGCACUUUCAAGAGGAGCACGGGAGAGGCAGAGCAGAAAAGUCUGGAUCUUCCUGACUGCCUAUAAUAAUGUGCUGUUAAGCAUUUCAAUGAUGGAUCACUGAGCUAAACUUCAGCCAUUCCUGUAUGCAUCAUGCUACCUUUGAUGGGAAUUACAAACCCCUAAAGGAAAGGAGGGCAGAGCCCAGGAUCACAGGGGAACGCUCUUUGUCUAUAGAGGAUUCAUUGUGAAGGAACUGGGGAUUAAAACGGUGGAAGAUGAAGACAAGGGAUGUGAUACAGUUUCCUGCUUCCAUUGCUUUAUGUAUUACUGUUUAAAUACAUAAUGAUGAAAGUUCUGGAUGUCCUAAAUUUCACAAUUCAUGAUCAGAUCCACCGAGUGUGCAUGAGCUACAUCUGAAAUGCUAAAAAGACAAAGCAUCCUGGAGACACUUCUACACAUCAGCUGCUUUGGUGCAACUGCAUCACCACUUAGAUUACAGGGAUCUGAAGAAAUUAGYUGAAUAAACUCAAUUAGAGCCACAACACAAACCUGUUUUUUCCUUCUAUUUUACAUUAUCUAUUCUGUCCUUUGGGUGGUCCCUAAAAUAUUAAAACAGCCACUGUUUAACCAAUUCAAUGCUUUUUAACGAAAGGACCAUCACAUUUUGUAGYGAUAGCAAGACAACUGUGAAAAACAAUCUGUACCUGGACAGUGAGAACUGGUGGAGAGGGGAAGAUUGUUUUGGCAGAGGGAUCAUUCUCAUGCAGGCAUGACACUAAAAGCAGCAGUCCAAGCACAACAAUGACAAGACUUAGCUUUUAAUGAAAGAAACCAUUGAUCCUACUGCAUUGUACUGAUGCUGCAAACUAGCCAACUAGUCCUGCAACAAAGGAUGGGUGUGUGCCAUUCUGUGUCUUGCAAACUGCUUCAGUAGAGCUAGCAAAGCUAAAAAUCACCAGGCAGCUCACUAUCUGUCAGAUUAUAUUGUUUAGUUCAUAAGGAGAAUGCUGCAAAACAAAAGUCACAACCUGGUGGAAUUAAGGGACAUGCUCCAGGUUUCUAAUGACAACUUUGAUUGAAGAGGACACUGAUGGAAAGAAUAGGCUUCCUCUUGCUGUCAGGAUAAUGCACACAACCACCGCUCUGAUCUCUGUCGCCACAAUSAGCAACAUGAUGGUGCUCGACACUCCUGACCCUUUUAACCAGGACAUGAGAUCCUCCACGUACAUGUAUCCAAUCAGCUUCCAGGUGUCGUUGACAAGUUUCCUGGUUUUGGAGAUGGUGUUGGGCCUGAGCUCAAACCUGACUGUGUUGGUCCUSUACUGUAUGAAACAUAACCUUAUCAGCUCCGUCUCCAAUAUCAUCACCGUGAARCUGCAUGUAGUGGACGUGUUGGUGUGCGUCUGCUGCAUCCCAUUAACAACUAUAGUGGUGGUCCUUUCUCCAGAGACAGACAAAGCCAUGAUCAGCUGCUUCCAUGAAGCAUUCAUCUCCUUUGCGAGUGUGGCUACCGCUGCAAACAUCCUGGCUAUCACUGUGGAUCGUUAUGACAUCUCAGUACGGCCAGCAAACCGUGUGCUAACCACGAGCCGAGCUAUGGCUCUGAUGGGAACCAUUUGGAUCUUAUCCUUUUUCAGUUUUUUGGUUCCAUUCAUGGAAGUAGGCUUCUUCAUUAGCUCCGGUUCAGACUUUGCAAAUCAGACUGUAGUAAUGACCGUUCCCGACACAAAGGAAUAUUACACAGAGCUGGGUUUGUACUAUCACCUGCUCGCUCAGAUACCUAUAUUCUUUUUUACAGUUGUGGUAAUGCUGGUGACUUACUACAAGAUUCUUCAGGCACUCAACAUACGCAUCGGAACACGAUUUCAACAUAACCUGCCUAAAAAGAAACAAAGCAAAAGUACUAUCUCUCUGACCCCAGCGACACAAGCGGAGUCAACAGAUGCUUCACAGAGCAGUACAGGGGUCAAAGGAGGUGGAAAUGCACAUUUAGGUAUUCGAGCAUCAGUAUCUGUAAUAAUUGCAUUAAGACGAGCGAUGAAGCGUCAUCGGGAAAGAAGGGAGAGGCAGAAACGAGUUUUUAGGAUGUCUCUUCUGAUCAUCUCCACUUUUCUUCUCUGCUGGACUCCAAUUACUGUGCUCAACACAAUCAUUCUCAGUACUGGACUCAGUGGGUUGACUUUUCGCCUUCGUUUGGGCUUCCUGGUGAUGGCCUAUGGGACCACUAUUUUUCAUCCACUCCUCUAUGCCUUCACAAGACAGAAGUUCCAAAAAGUUCUCAAGAGCAAGAUAAAAAAGAGGGCGGUGUCUGGGGUUGAAGCAGAACCAACACCAAACAAUGUGGUAAUUCACAACUCGUGGAUCGAUCCAAGGAGAAACAAGAAGGUUACCUUCAAGGACCUUGAAACCAGACCGCAAUGUCUGUGCUCACCAGAUGUAGAGUGACAGAUGAACUCAGGUGUAAAUAAGUCCAGUCUACACAUGGAAAGGUGAAGAAAAUGAAUCAACAAGCAGGAUUUGUUUAAUAAUGCUUGAUCAAAUAAACUGUGGAAGAAUACUGUGUACUAUAAGUUUAAACGUAUGUUAGGUUUGGGCAAUAUUGGAAAAGAAAUUAAUCACGAUUAAUUGUGGUAUUUAGCCGAUAAUGAUUAUUUUGACAAUUAAUCCCCUGGAGUCACUGUCCUA